UCUGUCACAGCGCGAGGGGGCCCUGGGUCCGACACGUCCGGGAGGCGCCCCCGACCCGCGCGCGCGCCUUCCCUGGCCAGCCGCGCCCCGCACGCGGUGCGCGCGCCCCUGCGAGGGGGGCGGGGCGCCGGAGCGCGGGCGGGCGCCGCCCACGCGGGUGGUCCGCGCGGGGCCUCCGCGCCUCGGAGGUGCCGCGGGUGCGUGGUGUACAUUACAAACCGGAGCCGAGAGCGCGCCGGGCGGCGGUCUCGCUCGCACCCUCCCCCGUUCGCCGCCGCGGGUACGGGGGACAGAGGUAUGGGAGGAGAGAGAAAGCGGCAAGGGAAGGGGGAGGAGGGGCAUGCCCGCUCACCGAAGGGAUGCCGCCGCCGCGGCCCGCGGCCACCUCACUCCUCCGGGGCCAGGCCGAUCUUCGAGUUCCCGCCGCCCACGCCCUCUCGCCGAUGCGGGCCCCCUGGCGGAAGGCCACGCGCCAGACGUUGAAGAGGGCCCACGAGGCGGCCAGGAGCGGCAGCGCCAGGACGGCCAGGAUGCGCACGUCGAGCCCGUCGUCGUCCUCGGAGGCGAUCGCCAGCGCCGGCGCCGGCACGGCGGAGGCGAUCGCCAGCAGCGCGGCCCCGGCGACGGCUCCGGCGGCGCCCGAGGGCGGCGCCGCCGCCGGGGCGGGCACGAAGGCCGCAGGGCGGCACGCCGCGAGGGCGAGGGCGGCCAGCACCAGGGUGGGCAGGGCCGACCGGGAGCGCACCGCGGCCAUGGCGUGCCGGAGUGGGCGUGGGCGGCGGGCGGCGCCGCGAGGGCCCCGGGCGUCCAGCGGCCCCGCGUCGGAACAGACGGCGCGGCGGCACUUUUGUGAACAGACGCCAGAGAUACCACGGGCCGUCGCCGCGUGAAGGGCGGACGGCUCGAUCAAAGACCUUGGGCCGCAAUGGCUGGCGGAGGGGUGCGGGGGGAGAGGCAGAAGGUUCAAGGCCCGCUGCGGCCGGGGAUCUCCACCUG
Messenger RNA from Prorocentrum cordatum, 996 nucleotides. NCBI's taxonomy places the organism in Eukaryota, Dinophyceae, Prorocentrales, Prorocentraceae. The record is from the annotation of a GenBank genome assembly.